Molecule: messenger RNA, 1787 nt
Organism: Elgaria multicarinata webbii
Lineage: Eukaryota; Metazoa; Chordata; Lepidosauria; Squamata; Anguidae
Product: prostatic acid phosphatase-like
Exons: 11
Coding region: 74-1489 (471 amino acids)
Biological process (GO): lysosome organization; dephosphorylation
Cellular component (GO): plasma membrane; lysosome
Molecular function (GO): acid phosphatase activity
Source: RefSeq, a predicted model, not a curated record
GUAGUACCCGCCCCUUGAGUUCUUUAAAAAGCACAGGCACGCGUGACAAAGUGUUUGCAUCUCUGCAGCCAGGAUGGGAGAAACAAGUCUCACAAGAAGCUCCAAGGCGUUGUACUUCUCCCUGCUUAGCCUCCUCUUCUUUCUCCUCCUCCAGUCUGCCUCAGGACGGGAGCUGAAGUUUGUGAUUCUAAUUUAUCGACAUGGCGACCGAACUCCUAUUGAAAAUUAUCCCAACAGCCUAUACAACGAAAGCACCUGGCCACAGGGAUUCGGACAACUCACAAAGAUUGGAAUGCGGCAGCAGUAUGAACUUGGACAGUACAUCAAGAAGAGAUACUCAAAUUUCCUGAGUGCUGCGUAUGAACGAGAGGAGAUUUUGAUCAAGAGUUCAGAAACCGAUCGAACCAUUAUGAGUGCCCAAGCAAAUCUUGCUGGCAUGUACCCCCCGGCUGGUGAUCAAAUCUGGAAUCCUGAACUCCUUUGGCAGCCUAUCCCAGUACAUGUCGUACCAAAGGCAUCCAAUCCGAGAUUACGCUUUCCGAUUUUUGAGUGUCCACGCUAUAAGGAACUUUUGCAUGAAACAAUGACAUCAACUGAAUACCAGGUCAAAAUUCAACCAUACAAGAAAUUUCUGGGGAAAAUGGCUUUUUAUUCAGGGUAUGAUUCUCGCACUCUCAGAUAUAUGGACAACUUCAAAAUCUGGCAUGUGCAGGACACUUUAUUCUGUGAGUCUAUUCACAAUUAUACCCUCCCUCCCUGGGCUACCAAAGAAGUAAGGAGCAAGCUGUCAGAGCUAACUGAGUUAUCUUUAUCAAGCCUAUUUGGCGUUUACAAAAGAGAAGAGAAAGCACGUCUGCAAGGAGGUCUCCUUGUGAAAUCUAUUCUAAGCAGUCUCUCAAAAGCUGCUCACUUUCCAAAGAAGAGGAAAAUGCUAAUCUAUUCUGCACAUGACACUACGCUUGGUGCCCUGCAGAUGGCGCUCAAUACUUACAAUGGAAGACUGCCUCCGUAUGCAUCUUGCCAGAUGUUUGAAUUGUAUCAAGACAACAAUGGGCAACACACCAUUGAAAUGUAUUUUCGGAAUGACACUUCGAAAGAACCGUAUCCCCAGACUUUGCCUGGCUGCUCAUCUGUGUGUCCACUAUCAAAUUUUGAGCAACUGGUUUUGCCCAUCCUCAUAGACGAUUGGGCCAAUGAAUGUGAGCGGACAGAAAAAAAGAAAGGAACAUAUUCUCAAAGUGACAUGAUCCUGGAAACCAGCGAAAACCCAGACAUGGACACAGAGGAUGAGGGACCAGUAGCGUCAACGGAAGUGCCCAAAUCUACCGAGAUCCCUGAAACUGAGAAACCUGAGUCAGAGACCCCUGGUCCCACAACAACGACUGCUGUCCCUGAGUCUACGUCCGACAUGGAGAUAGCAUACUCACCUGCAAGGGCCUCACAACCCACAACCCACAAACCCACAACGCAGGACUCAUACCUGGGCUGAGCUCUUGGAGAGACAAAGGAGUGCUAGGCUGCAGGUCUGAGGCCUGCCCUGCCCUCUUAAAGUCUUCUACUUAUGUAGGAAGGGCCGGAGCCAGAGGGGCAGGUUUUGGGUAUCAAGGCAUAAAAGGCUUCAGUCCAGUCCAAGAGCUGGUUGGAGCCAGUUGCUCGCUAGCAGCAUGGCUUGCCCUGCAGUCUCCUCCUCCGGACCACAACAGGACACAAGCAGGCUGACAGCAUAUUUCGCAAAGAAAGAAAACACAGCAAUGCUUAACUGCAAAGAAAAAAACCUGGCCCAAAAA